Aspergillus luchuensis is the source of this 831-nucleotide messenger RNA. RefSeq names its product isopenicillin N synthase family dioxygenase. The transcript has 5 exons. Lineage: Eukaryota; Fungi; Ascomycota; Eurotiomycetes; Eurotiales; Aspergillaceae. Gene Ontology annotation, molecular function: dioxygenase activity. The coding region runs from base 1 to 831 and encodes 276 amino acids. The record is from RefSeq and is a predicted model, not a curated record.
AUGGUUUAUUAUAUUGGAAGAUCAAGGAAAUUUCGCGGUUUCAUGCCACUCUACUCAGAGCAGCCCACUGACACGGAUCUCGGGUCCGCCCCCAAGCCAAACCCUACCUCACCGGGCGCCUUUUCCGAAUCCUUCGAUAUUGGUUAUGAAGUGGCAGCCGACCCUCUGAAGAGUCAACAUGAUGCCCUUCCUCCAGACACGUAUGAUCUGUAUGGGGAUAACCAGUGGCCUGAGGAGGAUGUCCUUCCUGGGUUCCGCGAAGUCUAUCUUCGAUACUUUGCUGAGGCGAUGACCUUAUCUCGGGCGCUGAUACGAAUCUUUGCGCUAGCACUGGAUUUACCCGAAGACUUCUUCGACCCGAUGGUCAAGAACCCCGGGGCUACAUCGAGGAUGUUGCAUUAUCCACCGCAACCGGUUGCGGGCGAGGUGAAAGUCGGACUUGGAGAACACACGGACUAUGAAUGUUUCACUAUACUCUCACAAGAUCGAGUCCCGGCUUUGCAGGUUCUCAAUGCUCGACAGGAAUGGAUCCUGGCGCCGCCCAUUCCUGGCACCUUAGUAGUGAACAUCUCGGACUGCCUGUCCAUCUGGACCAAUAAAAAGUUUAAAUCGACCAUCCAUCGCGUCACCAACCUGACCGGACAGGAGCGAUAUACCAUCCCCUUCUUCUUUGGUGUGGACUAUGACACCACUGUGGCGGUGCUGCCGAGCUGCAUUACCGAGGAUAGUCCUGCGUGCAAGAAGCCGUUCAAAGCGGGGGAGUGGGUGCGCCACCAAUUGACUACGGCCUAUGUUGGAUACGAGCCAGAGCCGCCGACCCAAGGGAACUAA